This is a messenger RNA of Maniola jurtina (meadow brown), 1915 nucleotides long. Its product is annotated as arrestin domain-containing protein C31A2.12-like. The record is from RefSeq and is a predicted model, not a curated record. The transcript has 6 exons. Bases 958 to 1824 code for a protein of 288 amino acids. Gene Ontology annotation, cellular component: cytoplasm. NCBI's taxonomy places the organism in Eukaryota, Metazoa, Arthropoda, Insecta, Lepidoptera, Nymphalidae. Gene Ontology annotation, biological process: protein transport.
UGAUAAAUAAAAUGAUGCACAAAAUAAUAAAAUAAGUUUUAUUAAAAUAUUAUGCUCUGCUUUACAAUCCUAUAAGCUAAAAGCUUCACUUAAUAUUUGAUACCUAGAACUUGCAAAGGUGAAAGUGACAUUCACUUUGUUGAAAAAUGUGAUUGGUGCUAUCUUAUUGCUUCAGAAAAAUUUAUACUUUUUAAUCCAUAGAAAGUAAGUUUCACAUGAAUUUUUCUCACAUGUUUUAUUUUCAGUAGCUAGGACUUAUUAUCUCGAUUUGAUCUCAUAAUAUUAUUCAUUCAUUCAUUCCACAAUGACUUAACAGGUUUUGGGUGAAAUUUUGAACGGAGAUAGUUUAUACACUGAAUCAACAAUUAGGCUACUCUUAUCUCAGAAAAAUCAAGGAUUCCUCACAGGAUUUUUAAAAACCUGUAUCCACGCUGACGAAGUCGCGGGCAUCAUCUGGUUGAUAACAUCACAACUGUCAAAUUUACUAAAUACCUAACUUAGGGUUGUCGACGCGUCACCUACGUGUUACGAAAAAGACCAACACCUUGAGGUAAACAUGAAAACAACAUGUUGACUGCGAAUUUAUAGAAAUGCGGCACGACCAUCGACAAAAGUAACAGUAUGUAAAUGAAUCAGCAUGUUUAACAGACAUUCGCUAACGAGAUUGAUCUACGCGGCAAUUCCAACGCCGUUCCAUUAACCUCAUUAACAGAUUCAAAAAAUCUUAAUUAUUGCAAGUGACGCGAAUUUGGACUAUGUCACCACGAGUACCUUGAUACAAAAUGCUGAUAAGAAAAAGCCACAUUAGUCACACAAAAAGGUUAAUUUACCAAUUGCGACGUUUCCGCAAAGCAGUUUCAGGAGCGAUUAUAUAAACAACUGUAUGCAAAUAUACGCGGAUUUUCACUACGUAUCGCUGAAAUAUGGCAUUCGGUACAAUGGGAAAGUGAAGCUGCCAUGAUCGGUACACGCAAGUCGCACGGCAAGGCUUGGGGUCGGUGGCCGCUCGCCGGUAAAAGGCUAAUUAAGCAAAUUGAUUUAAAAGUUACUGGAAUAAGUAAAGCGACGUGGUCAAGAUCCUCACCUACAUUGCCAUAUAUAAAAAUAUAUUCGCAAAAAAAAAGAGUUCUUGAUAUUUCGAUCGCAGAUGUAUUUAAAGAAUUACAAGGUAAAACUAUAAAACCGGGUAUAAGGAGUUAUCAGUUUCAUUUUAUGUUGCAAGCUGAUUUACCACCCACAUUCAAAGACUCGAUUGCAAAAAUAUAUUAUCGAAUUGCUAUCCAGAGUAAAAACACCUGUAAAAUCAAGAAAAAACAAUACUUUCCCUUCAAUGUUAUGAAUUAUCUCAAUUUAAAUCAUGUAAGCGAGUUUAAGAUACCGAUGGUAUAUGUGUUGGAAAAAAAAUUCGGGAAUACUGCAGACUUUUCAGUGACCUUUAAAACAUACAGAGGGUUCGCCUCUACACAACAAAUACCAUUUGAAGUUAUAAUAACAAAUGUAAAAAGGGUAAAAGUAAGAAAAAUUUGCGUAACAUUAAUUCAAAAAAUUGAAUACAACGUAAAUUCUGGAUAUUAUAAUAAUGAAAAAAAUAUUUGUAAGACCGAAUAUAACGAAAUAUUGAAUCUUGCGAAACAAACUUGCAUGUUUAGUAUGGAAAUUCCACAAGUUAUAAUACCUUCAACGAUCAAUCAGGUUGAGCCUAUGGUUGACAUUUCCUAUUCAUUACAAGUAAAAGUUAGCUUUCAGUUUCAUCUGCCUCUUUAUUCCGAUAUACCGGUGACAAUUGCAUCGACUCCAGUUACCCAUGGUAUAUUUUAUAAAUGAAAUAUAUUUUUUUUACUUUUAAGUUUUGACACUGUUAAUUAUUUUUAUUUCAUACUAUUUUAAACGUUGGAAUAAAACCAUUGAAAAUAAU